This is a messenger RNA of Penicillium alfredii, 936 nucleotides long. Its product is annotated as 60S ribosomal protein uL10. The record is from RefSeq and is a predicted model, not a curated record. The transcript has 3 exons. Lineage: Eukaryota; Fungi; Ascomycota; Eurotiomycetes; Eurotiales; Aspergillaceae. Gene Ontology annotation, molecular function: structural constituent of ribosome; large ribosomal subunit rRNA binding. The coding region runs from base 1 to 936 and encodes 311 amino acids. Gene Ontology annotation, cellular component: cytosolic large ribosomal subunit. Gene Ontology annotation, biological process: ribosomal large subunit assembly; ribosome biogenesis; cytoplasmic translation.
AUGGGGGGCAAGUCUGCUACCAAGGCCGCUUACUUCGAGAAGCUCAAGAGCCUUCUCGAUGAGUACCGCACCGUCUUCAUUGUCGGUGUCGACAAUGUCAGCUCGCAGCAGAUGCACGAGAUCCGUAUCUCGCUCCGCGGUGAGGGUGUUGUUCUGAUGGGAAAGAACACCAUGGUCCGCCGUGCCCUCAAGGGUUUCAUCACUGAGAACCCCGAGUACGAGCGUCUGCUGCCCCACGUCAAGGGCAACGUUGGUUUCAUCUUCACCAACGGCGACUUGAAGGACACCAGGACCAAGAUUUUGGCCAACCGUGUCGCGGCCCCCGCCCGUGCCGGUGCCAUCGCUCCCGGCGAUGUCUGGAUUCCUGGCGGUAACACCGGUAUGGAACCCGGUAAGACCUCGUUCUUCCAGGCCCUCGGCGUCCCCACCAAGAUUGCUCGUGGUACCAUUGAAAUUGUGUCGGACCUCAAGCUCGUCGAGGAGGGCACCAAGGUCGGCCCCUCUGAGGCCACCCUGCUGAACAUGCUGAACAUCUCGCCCUUCACCUACGGUAUGACCAUCUCGCAGGUGUACGACAACGGUCAGACCUUCGGCGCCGAUGUCCUCGACAUCGACGACGAGCAGCUGCUGUCCAGUUUCAGCCAGGCCAUCAAGACCAUCACCGCCAUCUCACUGGCCACCAACUUCCCCACUGUUCCAGCUACCCUCCACUCGCUCAUCAACAGCUACAAGAAGGUCCUGGCUGUCGCCAUCGAGACCGAGAUCAGCUGGCCCGAGAUUGAGGAGCUCAAGGACCGCAUCGCUAACCCCGAUGCCUAUGCCUCGGCUGCCCCUGCUGCCGCUGCCGCUGGUGGGGGUGAGGAGAAGGCCGCUGAGAAGCCCCAGGAGGAUGAGGAGGAGUCCGACGAGGACAUGGGCUUCGGUCUCUUCGACUAA